Lotus japonicus is the source of this 921-nucleotide messenger RNA. Its product is annotated as protein GRIM REAPER-like. The coding region runs from base 64 to 546 and encodes 160 amino acids. The record is from RefSeq and is a predicted model, not a curated record. Lineage: Eukaryota; Viridiplantae; Streptophyta; Magnoliopsida; Fabales; Fabaceae. The transcript has a single exon.
GGAUUCCCUCAAAUCAUAUAACACACUCAAGCAGGCAAGCAAGCUCAUUCAUUUGAGAGAAACAUGGCCAACACAAUCCUAAAGCUCACAACAAUAAUUCUCUCUCUUCUUAUCUCCCUAGCCCUGAACAAUUCCCACUUUGUCUCUUCAACCGAUGAUCUCAACCAUGAUGAUCAAAUAGAAGACGAAGAGGAAGCUGAAGAGUAUGUUCUUGACACCCCAUUACCCCAUCUUGGACCAAGAAGCAGGUUCUUGGCGAGCGUUAUAAAGAAAGGAACACACUGCGAUCGCGAGACUAACAACAUUUGCAACGGGGUUCCCGCGAACAAGGGAAGGGACAUGCUUUUCUGCUGCAAGAAGCACUGCCGUAAUGUUCUCAGCGACAAGAACAAUUGCGGAGUGUGUGGCAACAAGUGCAAGCAUGGAGAGCGGUGUUGUGGUGGAGUUUGCACCAACGUUUUGUCUAAUGUGCAUCAUUGUGGUAAGUGCAAAAAGGAGUGUUCGCCUGGGGAUUUAUGUGGGAAUGGGUUUUGUGGGUAUGCAUGAUGAUCACAUCACACAAGGUUACUAAAAGGUAGGGAUACUUAAUCUAAAGUUCGGAUGCGGAUCAAAGAGCAUUUAUAUGAACUUAUUUAGUGUUCUUUUUAAAUGAGUGCUUUUAGGUACGUAACUAAACUUGCUUAUAGUAGUUUUGAUAUAUGAUCUUCUAUUCCUGGAUGUUGCAUGCAUCCAAUAUUAUUGGUGGUGAUUGGAAUUAUUUAUAAAGGGAAAUUGUAAUGUAUCAGGAAUUUAGUAGUGAAUCAGUAUACACUAUCACCUGCUGAGUUCGAUUUUUAUGGAACACAACUUGUAGUUCCAUAGAUGAUUUAUUUUAUAGAUGAUUUGAUUGAAAGUGAAGGAAAACAAUAAAUGAGAGUGAGA